AUGGAACAACGUAAUAUUGAACAGCGGUACGCGAUUAAAUUUUGCGUUAAACUCGGUGAUUCCGUUAUGAAAACGUACGGUAAAUUGGUGAAAGUGUUCGGUGAUGAAGCCCUAAGUCGUGCUCAGGUGUUUCGAUGGCAUAAAAAUUUUAAAAAUGGUCGUGAAAGCGUCGGGGAUGAACCGCGAAGUGGGAGACCGGUUGAAUCUCGAACUGACAACAAUGUUCAGCGUGUGUGCACUCUCGUGCGUCAAGAUCGGCGUUCAACCGUUCGAAUAUUGGCUGAUGAACUUAAUUUGAAACGAGAAACCGUUAGAAAAAUUUUAACUGAUGAUUUGUCCAUGAAAAAACUGUGUGCCAAGAUGGUACCGAAGAACCUUUCGGCGGAGCAAAAACACGUGCGAAUGUCCAUUUCACAGGAUUGUCUGGAACAGGUUGAAGCUGAUCCAACUCUUCUCGAUCGUGUUAUUACUGGUGAUGAAAGUUGGUAUUUUCAGUACGAUCCCGAAACAAAACGACAAAGUCAACAGUGGCUGUCUCCUGGUGCAGCCAGACCGAAGAAGGCGAGAAUGAGCAAAUCAAAAGUGAAAACGAUGAUGAUUUGUUUCUUUGACAGCAAAGAGAUCGUGCACAAAGAGUUCGUACCACCUGGGCAGACCGUCAACCAACAUUUUUACCUGAAAGUACUCGAUCGGCUGCGAAAACGAGUCAUUAGAGUCCGUCCAGAGAUUGCCAAAACGUGGAUCCUUCAUCAUGAUAAUGCUCCAUGCCAUCGUGCCUUCAGUGUGUCGCAAUUUUUGACCUCUAAGAACAUCGCAGUGUUGCCACAAGCGCCCUAUUCGCCGGAUAUGUCACCCUGCGACUUCUUUUUGUUCCCUUAA
Molecule: messenger RNA, 879 nt
Organism: Sipha flava (yellow sugarcane aphid)
Lineage: Eukaryota; Metazoa; Arthropoda; Insecta; Hemiptera; Aphididae
Product: protein GVQW3-like
Exons: 1
Coding region: 1-879 (292 amino acids)
Molecular function (GO): nucleic acid binding
Source: RefSeq, a predicted model, not a curated record